AUGAGCGAAAGCCAGAAGCUCCUGCAUGAGCAUCCUUCAGACAGCGACUCGGAACCUGAACACGAACAGAAGACGAGUCCACGGAACCUGUCGCCAUCUUCUAAAUCAUCGCGCACUGCUUCCGAAUCUCCAGUACCCCCGGAUUCACGUCCAAAUGGUGGCAUCAAGCGCCAAUCGUCGUUUGCACAGCCGCGGCCUGAUGGCGCACCGAGGACGCCGAAUCGAGUGCGCUUCGAAGAGCCGAGGAGAUCCAUAAAUGGAAAUGGGAAUAAUGCUGGCGACUGGUUGGAGCUGGAAGGCGACAACUACCUGGAUGACCCGGACGGCCAUGAAAGAGUGCAAAGACUGCCGUUGCUUACCGGCAUUGAGGCGCCCAGUGUUACGGUUGCGAAUGAGUCGUUCAAUCCAGAAGACCAUUUGGAGAACGCGCGGCCACGCAGCGGUAUGCGAAGCGCUUUCAUGAAUAUGGCAAACAGCAUCAUAGGCGCAGGUAUCAUUGGUCAGCCAUAUGCAAUUCGUAACGCAGGGCUCAUAACAGGCACCGCGCUUCUCAUCGGCCUCACCAUCGUGGUAGACUGGACAAUACGGCUCAUUGUCAUAAACUCGAAGCUCAGCGGAACAGAUUCGUUCCAGGCCACGCUCGCCAAAGCCAGUGGCCUGGCACUUGUCAGUAUGAUCGUCAUCAUCAUCACAGUCGUGACCCAAGCAUUCCGCGUACCCCCAGAAUCGAAAGGCCAACUCCGUGGCUCGCUCGUUAUAAACUCCGGCAUAUUCGAAGCCAUAGGCGUAAUAUCCUUUGCUUUCGUCUGCCAUCACAACAGCCUGCUCAUCUACGGCUCGCUGCGCAAACCCACCAUCGACCGCUUCUCGCGCGUAACACAUUACAGCACCAGCAUCUCGCUGGUCGCAUGUCUCGUCAUGGCUCUCUCAGGUUACUUGACCUUUGGAGACAAGACGCUAGGCAAUGUGCUUAACAACUUCCCAGAUGACAAUCUCAUGGUCAACAUUGCACGCCUCUUCUUCGGCCUCAACAUGCUCACCACCCUCCCCCUUGAAGCCUUUGUGUGUCGAGAAGUAAUGAACAACUACUGGUUCCCUGAUGAACCUUACAACCCCAACCGCCAUCUCAUCUUCACCACCUCGCUCGUCGUCACCGCGCUUACCCUAUCCCUCCUCACCUGCGAUCUCGGUGUCGUCUUCGAACUUUUCGGCGCUACUUCUGCGUGCGCAUUGGCGUUCAUCCUGCCGCCUCUUUGUUAUAUCAAACUGAGCCAGAAGAGCAGCAAGACGUAUCUUGCAGGCGGAGUUGUGGCGUUUGGAUGCACGGUCAUGGUCAUCAGCAUCAUCAAAACUACGAGCAAGACGAUGAUGGGGAACAAUGAGAGCGCCAAAUGUGGUUGA
Molecule: messenger RNA, 1401 nt
Organism: Pyrenophora tritici-repentis Pt-1C-BFP
Lineage: Eukaryota; Fungi; Ascomycota; Dothideomycetes; Pleosporales; Pleosporaceae
Source: RefSeq, a predicted model, not a curated record